AUGAGACGCAAGACCACCCCUAUCAAUUUCAAAGUUCCAGUAACGCAGGCCUCCACACUUUACAGCCCAGCCACGGACAUCUUAGAUAUUCCCACCAAUCAUGGCACAUCAGACUCCCAUACGAAACAGGUCGAGAAGGAAAAAGAUAAACGGACGGAUUCACUGGCGCAAGAACACCACAUUGCUCAAAACUGCCUUGAGAUAUUCAAACGGUGGCAACGGGAGUAUAGGAGGCAGUUCAAUCGCUCUACGAGCACAGAUGCCUCAACUCACCAACGGAUAUCUUCUGUUGAGGACGGGAGCAACAAGCUUCUAAGUGAGAGUAAUCGACAGUCACUCUCAAGCACGCAGACCGAUAUUGUCUCGUCCACCCGGCUCUUCUCUAUCAAGAAGGCCCAGGAUACAGAGUGGAUGAUGGAGACCAACUUUGAGGAGUUAAAAAAUCUUCCAGAGCCUAAGAGACUGAGACGGGACUCGAGCGAGGAUAUUCUGACGAGCGAGGAUACUCUGAAGAACGAGGAUACUCUGAUGAGCGAAUGCUCUGUUGAUAAACAGCCGGAACCCGCGUUCUCAGGGCUCGUAGAAUUAACACUCGCCGCGGGUUACUUACCAGACAUCGACAAAAAAAGGAAGAGGGGUGUGGUUACCAAAGUCAACGGAGCUUCGAAAAAGAAGCGGAAGUAUUAUCUUAGUCAAGAAGAAGCGGACAAAUCUCGUGAAGAUUUGAGGAAUACCCGGGAAGAUGCUCACGAGCUCGAGAUGGAAGGUAUCCCGUUGGAUACGCCAUUUCGCUACACUAGAAGCCAGCAAAGAGAGCUGAAUUCCAUAUUGCCCAGAUCCGGCUUGAAGAUACCCCCAUCUAGCGACGGCAGCCCCGUGCAGGAAUCGAAAAAGGCCAGACCUCGUAGUGAGUUCGAAUUUCAUGAGACAGGCGCAUACGCCAAAACACGCGUCGAAAAGCCCCAUCUGGAGCGUGAAAAACUUGAUCAAGUCCCAAAAAGGAUGAACAGGGCGAGAUCGUUACGCGCAUCGAGAACCGAGAUCUGA
Drepanopeziza brunnea f. sp. 'multigermtubi' MB_m1 is the source of this 1047-nucleotide messenger RNA. RefSeq lists its product as uncharacterized. NCBI's taxonomy places the organism in Eukaryota, Fungi, Ascomycota, Leotiomycetes, Helotiales, Drepanopezizaceae. The record is from RefSeq and is a predicted model, not a curated record.